UUUGAAGUAGUUUCGCCGCUGCAGUGAUAAAAGCGUCUCAGAUGAAGAAUGUGACAAGAUUCUCAGCAGACUCCGCGCGACAUUACAUGCAACAUCUGAACCCUUUACAAACACUCGCGAAAGUCUCUCUAGGAGGCAACAGGCGACGUGGAAACAGCAAUGAUUUACAUCGCAACCACAGGAUGGAGUUAUUUAUCUGGGAAUGACUGUUAUUUUUAAUGUCAAAGCAGGAGUGAAGGCCCUUAUCGUGAAUGACUGAAGUCAUGGCGUCCCGGAUCCUACUUAAUUGGAGAAUCUGGUUGUUGGUUCCUCUGGCUCUGGAUCAUCUCACUCAUGCUGAAGAUCUGAAGCCCACCAGAUGGCCUCUUUACCCUCAGAAGCCGUUGGUUCUCGUCUGGAACGCCCCGACAGAAGACUGCAGGACUCGCCACAAAGUCCAUUUCCAGUUUAAUCAGUUUCAGAUCGUGGCGUCUCCUAACGAGGGCUUCACCAAGCAGAACCUCACCAUCUUCUACAAAGACCGCCUGGGCUUGUAUCCACACUUUGAGCACGGUAUCGCCAUCAAUGGUGGACUACCGCAGAUCGCCAGUCUCACGCACCACAGAGAGAAGAUGCCAGAGGGAAUCGAGAAGUACAUUCGCGACCCGUCCGCACGAGGUCUGGCCGUCAUCGAUUGGGAGGAGUGGCGUCCGCUGUGGAUACGUAAUUGGGAAACCAAAAACAUAUACAAGAGCCAUUCGAUUCGCUUAGUGACCCAGAAAAAUCCGAAAUGGAAUUCUUCCCAGAUAAACAGAGUGGCCCAGCAGGAGUUUGAGAUGUCCAGCCGCAUAUUCAUGCUAGAGACGUUGCGGCUGGCCAAAAGCUUGCGUCCCAACCAGCUGUGGGGCUUCUACCUCUUUCCUGACUGCUACAACCACGACUAUCGCAACAGCCUGGAUCACUACACGGGCCGCUGCCCGGAUGUUGAGGUGGCCCGGAACGACCAGCUGAAGUGGCUGUGGACUGAAAGCACAGCCCUGUUUCCUUCAAUAUACAUGAGCUCUGUGUUGCGUUCAACAUCCUUCGGGCGCCAGUUUGUCCGAAACCGGGUGAAAGAGGGAAUGAGAUUGGCAUCAGUGGGAGAGGGACUGGCACGUCCUGUUUUCGUCUACAGCCGCCCUACUUAUGCCAAAGAGCUGGAAUUGCUGACAGAGACUGAUUUGGUGUCCACCAUUGGAGAAAGUGUGGCCCUGGGCGCAGCUGGUAUCGUGCUCUGGGGCGAUGCCACAUAUGCCAGCAGCAAUGCCAGUUGUUCCAGUAUAAACCAGUUCUUGCAGGGUCCACUGGGCCGAUACCUCCUCAACGUCUCCACAGCAGCCGAGCAGUGCAGUCGCUUCCUGUGCGGUUUCCAUGGCCGGUGUCUGCGCAGACAUCCGGACACGGACACGUAUCUCCAUCUUGACCCACAGACGCACACAAUAGUUGGCCAGGGAAGUGACUUGCAAGUGAAGGGAGAAGUAAGCGUGGAAGAGCGGCGGCGGAUGAUGGAAGACUUUAAGUGCCAGUGUUAUAGCGGGUUUCAGGGUGAGAGAUGUGACAUUGAGGACCCUCUUCAGCAGCGGGGAGACGGACAUGCACUAAAAGCAAUAUGGAUCUACCUUCUCAGUCCGUUGCUGCUUCAUUUACUGACAUGAACACACCUCAACUGGCACUGGUUUUCUUGCAUAUGAAAUGUUUCGCUGCUCUGUCGCUCCAAAUGCUGUUCUGAAAAGUGGAUGAGCUUGAAAUUGAAACAAAAUUUGAAAUUGAAAGUACAAACGCAGGAAACUCAAAAGUUCCUUGGAGUUUAAAUAAGCACUUUUGUUUGUUGUCACACGUUACUCACAAUUUGAGCCAGAUGUAGGAUAUUGUGCAACAGGAAAAUCUCAUGAAAAUUUAUGACUGAUUCAUUCAGAAGACAUUUUAUCCCAAACUCAGAUAGUUUAGUCUUGAGUUGAGUCAUUGAUCAAACAAUUUGAACAGGUGGACAUCUGUUUUUAUGUGUCCGUCUGAAUUUAAGACAUGCGACUAUAAAGAUGCUGGUUAUCUAACACAACAGUGUAAGGUGCAAAUGUCAAAUGUAGUUAAGCAAAUACACAAGUAUGAUUUGAAUAGGUGGAACUAGUGGAUUUGAGCAAGCCUCAAAGGAACAGUUCAUCCUGAAAUGACAAUUCUGUCAUUAUUUACUUAAUAUUAAAGAGCCCAUAUGAUGCUAUUUAAUCUUUUCCUUUAGUGUGUAAUUUAUCUGUUUGUGCAUGUUUAAGAUCUGCAAAGUUACAUAGCUCAUAGUCGCCCACAAAAAGGAUCUAUUCUAAAAGAGAACAUUGCUGCAGACCAAUGCCUUGAUCCAAGUCCAGAUAUUGCUUCCACAAACGUCUACAUCACAAUUUGAAAUAUUGUAUCAUGCCCACCCAAGACAACUACAGGCAAAUGUAAUGUUGUCGGCAGGUUUUGGCGUUCUGAUGUUGGUUCGAUUGAUCUGCAUUUUCAGAAUCUGACUCUGUCUUGAACUGAUACUGUGUAAAUUGACGACAUUAUUAACCGUGUGUUUACAAUAGAGUGCAACAUUCAGGUUCCGGAAGUAAAAACGCCAUUAAUUUUUGCCAUAAUGAUAACUUUCAAACCUUUAAAGACCACCUUACAGUGAGCUACGGGGUUGUUAAUAAAUGGUAUUUGCUUCUGUUGAAGCCGUCAGCACACUUUUUUUUUUUUUUUAAUAAUUGUAUUUAACAGCAGAAUUCCUAGUGGAAAAACUACAUUACCCAUGUAAACUAGCUCUUUAGCUCCACCCACUCCCAUGAAGCACUGCGAAUGAGGUAAUCGUUAGUCGAUCUCUCUAAGCUCUCAAAAUAUUUCAAUAUUUGUGUGUGUGUGUAUGUAUGUAUGUAUAUAUAUAUAUAUAUAUAUAUAUAUAUAUAUAUAUAAUAUGCAUAUUUUGCAAUAAAAUAUUGUUUUUUUUAUAUAUAUAAUCAACAUGUGUACAUGAGAAUUUUUAUAUUUCUUCAACAUUUUUAAUUUGAUUAUGCUGUUUGCAAUGCUUCAAGGGAUUGUAGUUCUUUCCCUCACUAUAGCCUUUAAGUUCACAGUCUCUUUUGUACCUUUGUGAUUUUAUUUCAAAAAGCUUCAAAUUAAGGUUUGUAAUGUUAUGAUUCAACUCAGCUAAUUGGCUUGGUUCAUGGCUUAUAACUCUUUAACAAAGACUUUUUUAAAUCCCUAUGGAAAAAAUGAAUGCUUCCGGAACCGACGCUGCUGAAAAUCGGGGCGGGAACUGUUGCACUCUAUUGCUUUAGAAGCCUUGGAAGCUGAAGCUUGCGAUUAUGGUAAGGGGGGUUACAUUUCAACACUCUUGAGAUGUUUGGCCAAUCAGAAUGCACUGGGUCUACUGGCCAAUCUGGGCUUUUUGGAAGGAUGGGUCUUGUAGAAACUGGUGUGGUGAGAAAUCGAGUCCCCCCAAGAAUCAGUCUCCUUUAGGGACCCAAAUGAUACCAUUGGUUCAACAAACUUUUAAUGGGUAGUAUUUUUAUCACGUGAUUAUAAUUCCUGCAAAAUCAUGUUAUGAUUUAUAUUGUUUAAAAUGUGUUAUAAUGACCAUUAAUAUCUUUUAAAUUACAUGGUUCAUAUACUGGAAUAUAACUGAAGCUAAGUUGUGAAAUCAUUUCUCUUUCUUACUGUUUUUUAGUUAUACUUUAUUAUUUUAUUAUAUACUUUAGUUUAUGCAUAGCAUAAAUAUAUCUGAUUAGCCUGGUAGCUUAGCUUAUAUUAUAUUAGGUAUGUUUUUUUGCUUUCAAUAUCUGUUUCCAGUUCAUUUUAUUAUGCAAUACAUAGGCAUUCAUUUUAUAUUUCAAGCAUGUUGUUUGUGAACUUAAUGUAAUAAACAUCAUACAAUUGCGAAAUAGGUUAAAAUUAGUCAAGACAUCAUGAUAACAACUUUUCAGGCAUUUACCCCCUGGGUCCUAAAGGAGACUCGAUUCCUUGAUUUGUCAUAACGCCAGAACUUAAUUGGGGUACGUUUCCCAAAAGCAUCGUUAACCAACUAUGGUCGCAAGUUCAGUUGAAUUGUGUUGGUAAUGACAGAAUUUCUGACCAGUUUUUAACAUUAAAGCAUGUUAACCUGUUCCAGUAAACACAGUAAUGACCUUUUAAAAUAGCAUCAUAUGGCCUCUUUAAAUUAAUAAUCAUUUAAAUUUCCUGGAAUGACUCAAAAAGACUUGGUAUAUAGUGCAUGAGUUGUGCGAACCACUUUAAAUAAUUGUUAAGAUGAAACCACUAGUGCUGGAAAAGUGGACACAUGUCGUGCAACGAUGCUUAUGCUGGCUGACCUGAGUUUGAAUCUGGUUCAUAUGUCAUUUCCUGAUCACAACCUCGUAUCCCAUCCUGUCCUAAGGCAAAAACCCUUAAAAUAAAUAAAGAAGAUGACAGUUAUUUAUAUCCUGUUAUUUAAAAAUAUUUUGCAACUUUGGAUUACAUCCUCUUCAUUUUUCCUGUUUCAUGGACUAAUUUCAUGGACGUGCCAAAUCAGCAUUUAUGCACACUUUUUGCUUUGUUCAGCAUCUCUGUCAGCUGAUUGUUAUGGUUAUGAGAGUUAUGUGACAGCUCUCAUAUUCACAAGCACUGGACUGUGAGAGAAACAUUUGCAUUGCAUCUUCGAAUUGUGAAUAUGAUUUUCUGAAAUUGUGAUGCACUCAGUAUUUGAUAAAAAUGUCUUCUGCAUUUGAUUAAUAAAUUUUGACUGGUAACAUUGUGCA
Megalobrama amblycephala (Wuchang bream) is the source of this 4763-nucleotide messenger RNA. It is a transcript of the gene hyal2a, whose product is annotated as hyaluronidase 2a. The record is from RefSeq and is a predicted model, not a curated record. Gene Ontology annotation, molecular function: hyalurononglucosaminidase activity; hyaluronoglucuronidase activity. The transcript has 4 exons. Gene Ontology annotation, biological process: carbohydrate metabolic process; hyaluronan catabolic process. Bases 252 to 1673 code for a protein of 473 amino acids. Lineage: Eukaryota; Metazoa; Chordata; Actinopteri; Cypriniformes; Xenocyprididae.